UGCUAUGCGUCUGGCCCUUCUCCGGACUCGGGCAGUGUAAACUAAGUCCAGAUCAGGUAGACGGCAUCCCACAAUCCCCUGUGCUGUCCUCACCACCCGGGCUAGGUUCUUCCUGUCCUGUGCUGUGCAGUUGCCAUACCACACUGUCACGCUAAGACACAGGAUGCUCUCGACAGUGGCUCUGUAGAAGUUUAUGAGCAGUUGGGAAGAGAGCCCCAGACCUCUUCAACUUCCUGAGAAAGAAGAGCCGUUGUUGAGCCUUCUUCACCAGGUGUGAAGUGUUCACAGACCAGGAGAGGUCGGAGGAAAUGUGGAUGCCCAGGAUCUUUAUGCUGUCUACACGCUCCACCUCCUUUCCAUGUAUGCUGAGCGGAGCGUGUACAGUCUUCCUGGACCUCCUGUAGUCCACUAUGACCUCCUUGGUCUUGUUGGUGUUUAGAACAAGGUUGUUCCCGGAGCACCACUGGGUCAGGUUCUGGACCUCUCCUCUGUAGUGGGUCUCGUCGUUGUUGGAGAUGAGACCCACUAUGGUGGUGUCAUCUGCAAACUUCACAACCAUGUUUGUGGAGUGGAUGGCAGAGCAGUCGUGUGUGAAGAGGGUGAAGAGGACAGGGCUUAGCACACAGCCUUGCGGUGUGCCAGUGUUGAGGGUUAGUGGAGCAGACGUGGACUCCCCUAUCCUCACCACCUGUGGCCUGUUGGUGAGAAAGUCGCUGAUCCAGGAGCAGAGUGAUGUUGACAGAAGCUUGCGGGGACACAGGAGCUGCUUGUCUGCUGCUGCCUCGUGUGGUCACUUUGUGUCACUGAAGUCAAUCCGAAACAAAGGAUUUUAAAGGCCGAUGUCACAAAAUGAGACAUCUGAACUUAGUGAAUAAAAAAUAUUAGUUUAAUUAAGUCCAGUCCAAUCCAAAAUAAUUUUUCUGCUUGGUGAGUGGGGCUUAAUACUCCACCUACCAGUGAGGCAGUAGUUCAGUCUGCGAAUGUGCUGUCCAUGGGCACCCAGCGCGCUCUUUGCGCACAGAUCCACUAGUCUGAGAGGUUAUACAAACGGCUAGUAGGAAGAGGGGUACCUGGAAGUAAGUCAAUAGCACAGUCGUAUGGGCAUUAGGACCCCCCCAAAAAAUCUCCCGUGACCAAUCUGUGGGUCCCAACCCAGUGUUUGGAAACUACUGCAUCACCGUGCAGUAGUUUCAACAGUUGUUUCAGCUGUGGAGCUGAUGAUGUCACAGGAGGCAGGUCAGAGUUCAUAUAGAGUGAGUGGACAGGUAAACUCUGCACACACACACACACACCUGUGAGCUGCUGCCACGUCUGCUGAAGAAGAAAAACUUCAGCUUCAGCGUCAGUCGUCAGAUUUUCGUGGCGCUCGUCCUUCAUGACCUUCACAAACCAGUCUCACGCUAACGUCACUGCUGGACUUCAGUAUCAGAGUUUUCAGGAGAUUCUGAUUCUGAACAUUGCCAGCACAGUUCCCUGCUGUGUGUUCCUCUUCAUCAACGGGACCAUGUUGUACACGCUGCGCAGUAAAGCCGUGUUCUGCGACACGUCUCGUUACAUCCUCCUCUAUAACCUCCUGUUGGGCGACACCUUGCUGCUGAUGCAGAGUCAGCUGCUCUACCUGCUCUCUACGCUCAGGGUGACGAUGACGUACGCCGCCUGCGCCGCCGCGCUCAUGGCCACUAGACUCGUCACCAGCAUCUCUCCGCUCACACUGGUGGUGAUGUCACUGGAGAGAUAUGUGGCCGUGUGCCACCCACUGAAACACGCCACCAUCAUCACCAUCAGGAACACGGCACUGGCCAUUGUCGGAGUUUGGGCCCUCAGCUCGCUGAACAUCCUGACCCAAGUUCUUCUUCUGCUAAAGUUUGGUUUUGUAGACGUGGCCUUUCUGUACACUAAAGACUUCUGUGGCAGAGAGAACAUUUUCCUCAAUCCAGAGUCCAAUCUUUAUGCCACAGGUUACAUGAGUUUUGUGUUUGUUCUGACGACCGUGGCCAUCGUUUUCUCCUACAUCGGCGUCACGAUCGCGGCCAGGUCGGCGUCCUCCACGGACAAAGCCUCGGCGCGCAAAGCUCGCAGAACGCUGCUGCUGCACCUGGUUCAGCUGGGCCUCGGCCUCCUGUCGACGAUACACAACCCCAUCCUCUACUCCAUCUCCACCAGUCUGGGCCGAGUCAUGAUCGUACGAAUGCAGGUUCUUCUCUACCUGUGUGUCAUUAUUCUGCCCAGAUGCCUCAGCGCUCUCAUCUACGGCCUCAGAGAUCAAACCAUCAGACAUGUCCUGGUGCAACACCUCCGCUGUCACUGCAGACCAUAGAGCAGUGGUCAGCAACUGGUGGCUCAUGGGCCACAACUGGCCCACCACCAAAAUUUCAACAAAAAUGACAAUUUCAUCCAGAAUUCAAAGCUUUUAUUCUGGAAAAAAAAACACCACCUGAAAGAGAUGCUGUUGCUAGAAUUGACAAAUAAGUGACAUAUGCUUGGUUUGAAAUAUUAGAAAUAAAUCACUGCUGUUGUAAUGGAGAGUGAAUGUGUGUAAAAUGACUAUUAGCAUAUGUUUGGCUCAAAAUUGAAAUGAUUAAUAAUUAUUAUUAGUAGUAUACUAAUGGUUUAGUUUAGUUUAAUAGUUAUAGUUUCUUAAGAGCAUUUUGAAGAGCAUUGAUUUAACCAUGGAAUAACCUCAGAAUAGGCUAAAUGUCAUAGAUGGACGACUUCUUCAAAGUAAGAGUACUCACAAAAGAACAGAAAUGUAAGAAGAGUGGUAAAUACUGUUGAAUUUAUGAAUGAUUUUCCCAUUGAAAUCAGUGGUAUAGUGACAUCUGACCUGAUUUCCUCUGCUGUAUUUCAGUAGAACAGUAGUCAUGUGUAUCUUUACUCAAUAAUCUGCUGUACUGUCAGCGGUAAAAGAGAGAGCAAAGUAAAUAAAGAGGGACUGAACUAAGUUUAAAAUAAAAUGUCAUCCAAAGACCUUUACUUAUGAUUAUCAAAAAACAUUACAGUGUCAAAUUUUCAACUGACGUCCAGAGUUUGAAACUAAACCCUGACACAUAAUCCAAGAGUGAAGAUCUAUAUCUAUAUAGAACAUGUAUAGAAAUGAAUAUAGGUAAACAAGAAAAUGCUUAUUUUUGUCUGAGUUCAUAAAAUGCAGUUCUGUGGGUUUUUUGAAUGAAUUUGUUCAUAAAAGAAUACAAUUCUGCUGACAUGCAAUUAUUUUGUUUUUCUAAUUGUCUUAAUUAAGAUUUAAAAAGAAUGUCAGUUUAAUAAAGGCCAGUUUUUAGUUAUCGUCAU
Solea solea (common sole) is the source of this 3288-nucleotide messenger RNA. Its product is annotated as odorant receptor 131-2-like. Gene Ontology annotation, cellular component: membrane. The transcript has a single exon. The record is from RefSeq and is a predicted model, not a curated record. Gene Ontology annotation, molecular function: G protein-coupled receptor activity. Gene Ontology annotation, biological process: G protein-coupled receptor signaling pathway. Bases 1376 to 2317 code for a protein of 313 amino acids. Lineage: Eukaryota; Metazoa; Chordata; Actinopteri; Pleuronectiformes; Soleidae.